Rasamsonia emersonii CBS 393.64 is the source of this 1368-nucleotide messenger RNA. Its product is annotated as Transcription factor TFIIH subunit Tfb4. The record is from RefSeq and is a predicted model, not a curated record. The coding region runs from base 1 to 1368 and encodes 455 amino acids. Lineage: Eukaryota; Fungi; Ascomycota; Eurotiomycetes; Eurotiales; Trichocomaceae. Gene Ontology annotation, cellular component: transcription factor TFIIH core complex; transcription factor TFIIH holo complex. Gene Ontology annotation, biological process: regulation of DNA-templated transcription; nucleotide-excision repair. The transcript is spliced from 3 exons.
AUGAAGUUGGCCUUUAUCGCUUGGAGAGACUCUAAAAACUGGGCAAGAGCACCGCCAACCGCUCAGCACAACCGCUGUCCAGCGUCCGAUAUCCUAACUGGUGGAGGGACCUUAUCGAAAGCAGAACUAGGGACGCUGCACGGAGGGAAGGAGAGCUUCGACAGUGCCGGUGCUGGUUCCUUUGAACCUCCAUCCUCUGUCAUCGCCUCCACGAUGCUCUCGUUUCCUGCUAACACUUCCCCAUCUCAUGCAGAGCCUGCCCCAUCGUUAUUAGCCAUUAUCCUUGAUACCAAUCCUCACGCCUGGGCGCUGCUCGAGAAGUCUCUCCCACUCUCUAAGGCUCUUGCCAACAUACUGGUGUUUAUAAAUGCCCACUUAGCCUGUAACUAUACCAAUGAGGUUGCUGUCGUUGCGGCCCAUAGCCAGCGGGCCGCUUGGCUGUAUCCCUCCCAUCGCCAACAGAAUAGCACCCCGGGUUCGGUUGAUGCAGAUGGCGAUAUUGAGAUGAAUGGGCAUGCCGAUGAAGGGUCCGCUUCCCGCUCCACUGCUCAGGCGAACAAGUACCGUCCCUUUCGCGUCGUCGAAGAGCAAGUCACUCGGAACCUGCGGGAGCUCCUGGCUUCUACCGACGCCUCCCAUGUGAGCUCCACCACCUCAACUAUGAUGGCGGGUGCCUUGACGCUGGCACUCAGCCACAUCAACCGCCGGACCAUCUCCUGGGCGGAUGCGCACGGUGGUUCGAAUUUGGAUGAUUCUCCGGCGGCAACGUCGGCAGCCAUGGUCCCAGGCGCCCCUACAAACACAUCAUCUGGGGCGGCCAGUACGUUCAUGGGCCUCCAGUCCCGGAUUUUGAUAAUCUCCGUCAGCAGUUCGACGGAUUCUGCACAUCAAUAUAUCCCGAUCAUGAACAGCAUCUUUGCUUGCCAACGAUUGCACAUCCCCAUUGACGUCUGUAAAUUGAGCGGCGACGCCGUCUUCUUGCAGCAAGCCUCGGACGCUACGGGAGGUGUCUAUAUGUCCCUUUCUGAACCCCGUGGCUUAUUGCAGUACCUUAUGAUGGCGUUUCUGCCUGACCAGCGGUCCCGACAGCAUCUCGUGUUGCCUUCACGGGUUGAUGUCGAUUUCCGAGCCGCCUGUUUCUGUCACCGUCGUGUGGUCAAUAUCGGAUUCGUCUGCUCUAUUUGCCUCAGUAUCUUCUGUGAGCCCCCUGAAAACGGCGACUGUUUGACCUGUGGCAACCACUUGGAGGUGGGCGACUAUGGCGCGCGGCCUGUCGUCCUGGCGCGGAAGAAAAAGAAGAAGAAAGCGCGUAUGAAUGGCACGUCCGCUACUGCGACGCCUACCCCGACGACUACCCCAGCACCGUGA